ACAAAAUUAAAUGCAAACUCGCCAGUCCGGCAGUGGUGUUUGUGCGCACCUACUCAACUAUGAGCCCACCUUUGACUGCAUCUUCAGCGGGAACCAAGGUACACCUAGAACAUCAAUACCACCGGCGCACUGGACAGCCACCGCCAAUCCACUACCACGGGCUUCCGGCUCUUUUAGAAAUUCCCGAGCGAGAGGGACAAAGGCGGUGAACGUACCUUCCCCUCGCUGCUGCAGAGGCCUGGCUCCUCCUGGCACCUGCCCGGCCCGGCCGGAGCGGCACGGGGCUCGGCAGGCCCAGGUAGCCCCUCCCCGCCGCCGGCCCCGCCCCGCGGGGGAUGGAGGGGCCGCGGCCGGGCGGGCGCUGCGAGAGGAAGCGGCUCCCGGGCGGCGACGGGGGGGGUCACGAACUCUGACCUGUCACAGGGCACGGCACACACAACAAAACACCCCCGACCCCAACACAGCCCUGGCCCCCUCCCCUCCGCGGGCCCCACAGCCCCUAGCCGCCCCCGCGGGGGGAGGGAGGGCCGCUGCUGGGCACCGGCCUGCCCGGGCCCGGUCGGGUCACCGCCACUGCACCUUUGGCGCCCAUUCCUGAGGUUCUCUAAUGGUCUUGUUUCACCAUGGCAACCAAUAUGGAGGUGCUGGCUCAGCAGGUAGUGGAGACUCAGCAGGUGGCUGAGGUGCCGACUGUUCAGACUCCACUAUCUGAAUCUCCAGUGAUGACCAGCCCUUCACAGCGUAUCCAGAUAAUUUCCACAGACUCCUCUGUAGCUUCACCACAACGCAUUCAGAUUGUGACAGAUCAGCAAACAGGUCAGAAAAUUCAAAUAGUGACAGCAGUGGAUUCAGCUGUGUCUCCAAAGCAACAGUUCAUUUUAGCUAGUCCAGAUGGAACUGGUGCAGGAAAGGUGAUCUUGGCAGCACCUGAGACAUCUAAUGCCAAGCAGCUUAUCUUUACCACCACAGACAACAUUGUGCCAGGCAGAAUUCAGAUAGUGACAGACACUGCUUCAGUGGAACGUCUGCUAGGAAAAACUGAUGUUCAGCGGCCCCAGGUAGUAGAAUAUUGUGUAGUCUGUGGUGAUAAAGCAUCAGGUCGUCACUAUGGUGCUGUCAGUUGUGAGGGAUGCAAAGGCUUCUUUAAAAGGAGUGUAAGGAAGAAUUUGACCUACAGUUGCCGUAGCAACCAGGACUGUAUCAUCAAUAAACACCAUCGGAAUCGAUGCCAGUUUUGUAGGCUUAAGAAAUGUCUAGAGAUGGGCAUGAAAAUGGAAUCGGUUCAGAGUGAAAGAAAGCCUUUUGAUGUGCAACGUGAAAAACCAACCAACUGUGCAGCUUCUACAGAAAAAAUCUAUAUAAGAAAAGAUCUUCGCCCUCUAAUAGCAACUCCAACAUUUGUGGCAGAUAAAGAUGGGACACGGUCGGCUGGUCUUCUUGAUCCGGGAAUGCUCGUGAAUAUUCAACAGCCUUUGAUCAGGGAUGAUGGUACAGUCCUCCUAGCUGCUGAUUCCAAGGCUGAAACAAGCCAAGGUGCCUUAGGAACACUAGCAAAUGUUGUAACAUCUCUUGCUAAUCUCAGUGAGUCGCUAAAUAAUGGAGAUACUUCUGAAGUUCAACAAGAAGAGCAAUCUGCAAGUGAGAUUACACGGGCAUUUGAUACUUUGGCUAAAGCACUUAGUUCCACAGAUGGUACAACAGCUCAUGACUUGGCAGAUGGCAUGGAUCCUACAGGAGGAGGGAAUAUUCACGUAAUCAGUAGAGAUCAGUCGACACCAAUUAUUGAAGUGGAAGGACCCCUACUUACAGAUACACAUGUCACAUUUAAGCUGACAAUGCCCAGUCCGAUGCCAGAGUACCUUAAUGUACACUACAUCUGUGAGUCAGCAUCACGACUCCUUUUCCUCUCUAUGCACUGGGCUAGGUCCAUACCUGCAUUUCAAGCUCUUGGGCAGGACUGUAACACCAGCCUGGUGCGUGCCUGCUGGAACGAGCUGUUCACCUUAGGCCUGGCCCAGUGUGCCCAGGUGAUGAGUCUGUCCACUAUCCUGGGAGCCAUUGUCAACCACCUGCAGAACAGCAUCCAGGAAGAUAAACUUUCUGGAGACAGAAUAAAGCAAGUCAUGGAACACAUCUGGAAACUUCAGGAGUUCUGUAACAGCAUGGCCAAGCUUGAUAUUGAUGGAUAUGAAUAUGCAUACCUUAAAGCUAUAGUCCUUUUUAGCCCUGAUCACCCUGGUCUGACCAGUUCAACCCAAAUAGAAAAAUUCCAGGAGAAGGCACAGAUGGAAUUGCAGGACUAUGUACAAAAAACCUAUCCAGAAGAUACUUAUAGGCUAGCCCGGAUCCUAGUUCGCCUGCCAGCACUCAGGCUGAUGAGCUCUAGCAUCACCGAGGAACUGUUUUUCACAGGUCUCAUUGGAAAUGUUCCCAUUGACAGCAUAAUCCCCUACAUUCUCAAAAUGGAAACAGCAGAAUAUAAUGGUCAAAUAACUGGCACAUCUGCAUAGAGGGAACAAUACAAUUUGAGGGAUUGAAGUAAUUUUCACAAAAACCAUAUAAUUACAAAGUUAAAAGAGUAGUGUUUUCAGUAUGUGCAGGUAAUUCCAACUUGUUAUCAGUUUCCUGACAGACUUCUCCUUGUCUUUUUCUGAUGCUGACAAAAUUUAAAGCAACUAUUAAAAGACCUGCUAUAGGACCUUUCCUGCUACAAGGAAUGUUUUUGAUGCCUUUCAUUUAAAAGGCCGUAGGUUACUGAACAUACUUUUCACAUGCUUUUUAUUUAGAAACUAUCAGUGGUUAAAACGAGUUUAUAAUAUCAGAGUAGUAAUGAAAUUACUUUAAAAAGAGCAGUAUGUAUAUAUUUUAAAAUAUCCUUGGAAUGAAUGUCUAGCAAAUGCCAGGGUAUAAUACUAGCACUUUGUAAUCACUUCUUGUCAGAGCAACAGCAUCAUCGACAUCCUGCUUAUGAGUAUGGAAAAAAUGCAUAUGUCCUUAAUCAAAAUGCUAGUGAUUUUUGUAAAAAUGUAGAAUGCUAAAGGAGACAAUCAUUUAAUCUACAGAAAGUCACUUGCUGUUAUGUUAUGCAUGAAAUAUUAGUGUGGAUUCUUAAAUCAGAUAUCCACAUUAUAUGAAACUGUAUCUGUUAAAUUAGUGCAGUUGCAAUACACAGUACAGUGCAGUCAUAGUUACUAUUAUGUACUACAAGAGUUCCCCACAUUAGAGAAAAAAAUUGUCACGAUAAUGAUUAAAUAUGCAGGUUCCUUAAAGUGUCUAUUCAGACAAACACAAUCAUGACAAAUGUUAUUCUAAGAAGCCUUUUGACUUUGGGGCAAAUCAGUCAUUAACUGGAAGAGCAGUAAUUUUCAAAUAGAGAUGUGUGAUGCACUUUGAGUAUGCUCUUGGUAUGCUCCAAAUUUACUCCUCCUCUCUGUGUUCUGAACACCCUCAUAACAUAGCUACAGGGUACAAUUUAAGACCUGAAAUGUACAGAACCUCUGGUUGUCAGCAGAGACAGAGAGAAAAGUUCUCUCACUCUAUUUCUCCCUCCCUCACUGAGUGCUCCCAUUUUUCCAGUGUUCUCAACUUGCCUGUCACUCAGUUUGAAACCAAAAUAUAGUUAGGAUUUACUCUCAUUCAUGUACAGUUGCAGCUGACGACUGAUACACUAUGGAGAUAUAAAAUGAGCUAUUUUUUAAUUGUCUCAAGUGAUGAGCCAUCAACAUGUUUGCUAGUAGUACUGGCCAUUAGCUGUUAGCAUAGGUCUCAUUUUAAUAUAAUUUAUUAUUAUGGCUGUUCAGUUUUUUAAAAUCAAAGAUUUUUUUAAAAAAUCAUAGCAAUUAAUACCUUCAUCUGAUUCUGGUUCAUUAGAUGCAUUAAUUAUUUUAAAUUUUUUUUUGUGUUAGAGGUGUUCUUACUUUCAUAGUUUUAUGUGACAAAACUUAUCUAAUGGUAACUUCAGCACUUUGGUUUUUCUUCUGUUAUUGUUAUUUUUUUAGAAACAUCAACUAGAUUGGUCUUUGUGACUUUUCAGAGUCUAAAUUGUAACCAAAAGACCUUGAGCCACUUUAGAUGAGGCUUCUAAAGUAAUAAAAAGACCUUGUAUACUUCAUACUUAUUAGAAAGCUGACAUUUGUAGCACUUACUGUGACACAAAAGACUAUUUAAUUUUAGCUUCUGUAUGCAUUAAAAUCUACAGUUACUAUUUUUAGCACAUUCAGAAUCUUCUUUUCUCAGAGGCUUUUACAGAGUCCACACCAACUAGCUUUUACUUGACAAACAUCAUUUCAACUUCCAGUUUUUCAAGUAAAAGGGCCCCAUAUUUUUGUGUGAAAAUUUGUAAUUUUUAUUACUCCUGAUCAUAACAAUUCAGGAAAUAAGAUAAAGGCAUUAUAGCUUUUUGGGAACAAAGGGAUCACGUGAAAUAUAACAUAAAAUGUAUGUCUUGCAUUACAUAUGUAAAUUGAAACAAUAAAUAUCAUGCAGCUCUGUUUACAAAUAAACUACACUCCCCACAAAUGCAAGGCCACAUAAUGAUAUCCUUGCUCAAACCCUGGUAGUUAUUUACUCUGCAAAUGGUUAUUAAAGAGCUUAUUACGGGUAAAAUAUUAAUUUCUAUAAAUUGAGUAACAACCAUGCAAUCCAUAGUUGUGCAUGCAUUUAAUGAAAUGAAGCAGUUCCAUCCUUUAGAUUUGUAUAUUACCACCUAAAAGCUAUAAAGCCCUCUCUGUGUAGCAUCAUUAGCCUGAUUUGCUGGCUUGCAGAGCUCAGAACCAGAAUACUUAGUUCUGAUGCCAUUGACAAAAACUACUCUAACUAUACAGUAUUUUGAUUCCAAGACUAACAUUUUGGAUUGUAGAAAUUUGAACAUACGUGGAGGCCUGGGCUAUUUCCUCCCCAGGGAAAGGACUUUGUGCUUUCCCUCUUAGAACUUCACAAGGUUCCUGUUGGCCGGUUUUGCAGGCCUGUCCCAAUCCCUCUCAGUGGCAGCAGGAGUCUGUGAUGCACACAGUGCAGCUGCUUUGCACUGUCUCUGCACAAAGUAGUGCAACACCAACAUAGUUCUUGGAAUUUCUGAGGUUUGUUCCGUUCCUCCUGCAAUGACUGGAAGAUGGUAACAGGCUAAUCUUAGUAGCUUUACUGUUAAAUUAGUUUCCAUUUUUUUUUCUCCUUCCCAAGUGGAAACUUUUCCAUAUGAAUAUGAGACAGGAAAGUUUUUUUAUUACUGUAACAAUUAUUGAAGGACUAUUUAUUUAGUAUUAAAUAUUGAAAUAGCUUGUUUUCAUAGAGGUGAAAUUUAAAUGCCAAAUUUGUUUUUACAGAACUUAGAGUCAAAGUAUCACAGUCACAAAGUGAUUCUAAGAAAAGUUCAUCUCACUGAAGCUCUACUUAGUGCCAAAAUUUAUUCUCUUCAGAAUUUCUGAGGGCCUAUUUCUGCUGCUCUUGAAAUGAAAAUAUUUUAACUUGGCAGAAAUUAUCUGAUUAGAUUUAUCUGAACCUGAGCAAAUGUAUAAUUAUCACAAUUCAUUCAGACAAAUGUUAGAAUUCUGUGCUGACUGAGACUGGGGCAUGAUAAUGAAGCAAUGCAGAAAGUGCUAAUGAGGCAGUAAUGUCCAUUGAGCUUCAUUUGUUUUCCAACUCUUACGCAAAGGAACUGGAUUGAAUUUUGUAGAUAAAAAGCAUUUGGGACUAGCUUUGUUGUAAUGUUUAUAAUUGCAUUUGUGACAAAUGUAGGAAGGUAUACUCUUCCCUUUAUUUACUUAUAUUGAACUAUAGUCAGAACUAAAAUCAUGUGCAAAAGUAAUCUCUCUCUGCCUAUUUACUUUGCUUAUAAAUUAGCUGCAAUGCUUUGGUGUCUGUGGAGUUACUCUGGGAUGAAGCUGGUAGAAGAGGAAAAAAAUUAUGUCCAAGGAGAGAUCCUUCUAAGAAGUCUUUACAAGGCUUUCUUUUAGCUGCCUUAAAAUGUUAGAUUAUUAAGAAGGCUUAGUUUACAUAGCAGUCUGGGGCAAGAAACUAUUGUUGCUGUCCACUGAUAAGCUGGUGUCAUUUGCCAAGCCUCCUUUCAGCCCUUGGCGGUGCCUGUGGCGGGAGCUCUGGCUGCAGGUCUGUGUGCAGGAUCCAGCCGCCCUGCAUCGUGUUACCGUUCCUGUGGCACAGGGUGCCUUCCGAGGCUGUGUUACAGAAACAGUGGCAUGCCUGAAGCUCCCAAGGAAAUCAGUUUCCUGACUCUUGUUUCUCCUGUGCAGAGACUGUAAAACACUUGUGUGGGUUUUUAAUUGUUCUGUAUAGUACACAGGACUCACAGAUUCCUGAGUUAUUUCAUUCAGGAUACUGCAGGUGUCAGUAGGUUUUCCUGUCCGUUAAAGUUCAGACAGUACUUCAGAUUCUUUCAUUAUUACCUGCUAUUUAAUUAGCAAAAGGCAAUUUAAAAAAAAAAAUAGCACCAAAUAGCACGACUAGCAAAGGGUUUCAGAAAUACUGUUUAACCAGGAAGACAGAAGUGGAAGUGAAUGGGCUGAGGGUGGUGCCCAAGCAGUGACAAAGUAGCUUCCUGCACUAACAGCAUCAGUCAGGGCCCAGUUUGAAUCAGGUGGAGUGAGCAGAAGAAUUGCUAGGUCAGUCAGACACACUGGUGUACCAGCACAUAUCUACUGGAUGAUACCAUCCUGAAAAGAACAAAAAUGUUGAUUUUCUGUUUGAGAUCCCUUUCUGGUUACUUUUAAAUCAGGGGAGGUUGAAGUUUUCUUUCACCUACUCCAGAAGAGGAAAAGCAGAAAUGCCAGCAAACACAGGUGAAUUCCCACCUGGGGUUUGCCACACUGUCCAUACAGCAACAGAAGAGCUUUUGCAGUAGUUGAGUCUGCUGGCAAGCAUGGGCCAGCUGUGACAGCAGCAGACAACAAUUGCAGUCCUAACAUCUUCAACUGUCCAGGAGGGAUCAGCCAAAUGAGGGCAUGAUAACCCUAGAAAGGAGAGUGAGAGGCAGAGGAAGGACAAAUUGCCAGCAUCUACUGGUUCUUGAAUGAUUUGGAAAUUAGUUUAGAUACAGAUACCAACAGGGGAUGGCAAAGGAGAGACAAUGAAAACAUUUACCUUUUGCACCUUUUAAUUCUAAAGUUGCUGAGUCAUUUUAACAGUAAAUACUCCUGAAUUAAGUUCAGGCUUAUUGUUUCAUGCCAUUAACCCUUCUUGUUAGAUAAUGCUACAACCCUACUUCGGCUGCAAUCAGUAUUAUCAAUAUAUAGGAAAUUAUUUGUGAAAAAAAACAAAACAUUAUUUAUAUUGGAGUUAAAAGUUAAAGAAAAAUAUUUGUAAAGUUUAGAUGCUCUAAGUUUAAACAUUUAAAGUUUAGAUGUUUUUUUUAUUGUGAAGUCAUGCUAAGUUCAUUAUCGGUAACACUGUUGUAAUGUUUCAUAAUUCCCACAACCUGUUCAAUCCUCUGAGUUACAUGAAUGCUUUGAAAUUAGCAAUGGCUUAUUAUUGUUAAAUUCCUACCUGCCUUCUUUCUUUUUAAAGGGUUUGAUAGAGUUGUACACAGCUAUUUUGUGCCUCCCACCAUUGUGCAUUUCUGCAUGUUCAGUUCUAGAAUUUACUUGAGCAGCUGCUGCAUAUGUACAUAGCUGUAUGUAUGUGUGUAUUAAUGUACAUGUUUAUACCUCUCUGUCUAAAUAUAUUCUGUACAGUGUAUAGAAAAUAUGUAGUGUAUGUAUAUAUGUACAGAUAUGGAGCCAUUAUUCAUCCGUUCCAUGUGCUAAAGUUUUUUAUUCAUUUGCUAAUCCAGAGCUUCCUAAUUUGGUGAAUCCUCACAAAUUUCAGAGCUUUGCACCUUUUUUCUAAACCAGUCGGAAUUUACUAUUUGCUGUUCAGAACUGACAAAUAUAUUCCAUUAAUUUUCUGGCUUUUACAUUAUUCUCUUUACCUUUUCUGAUUUGACCUAUAGAAGUCUGCCAGUCAAUACUUAAUUGAGCAUAUAAUGCCUGUUAAAAGUAAUGAAUAAAUAACUAUAGUCAUAAAAGAUAUUCCCCUGUUCAUUAUAUACUCAUUCUCUUCCAGCCUCCUGAGAUACUUUUGUAAAGUUUAUUUUUUUGUGCAGCUUGGUAAGAGAUUCAUCUUCUGCUUUUAAGUGUUCAUCUGCGGUGAACUGAAAGUAAACCAAGUUGCCAUUUAUCACUGAAGUGCAGCACACAGAACAGGAGGUAACGGAUGCUGUUUAAUAAAUCAAUAUUCAUAUUGUCAUGGUGAUCACAUGAAACCAACCUGUGAGUUAGAGACUGUGUGCUCUGUUCAGCAAAACAGCAGCUCAGGUACAAUGGUAAUUAAAUAGUAGGGACAUUGCAGGUACUUUAUUUCUUAGCAAGCAUCAAGACAUCUUCAGGAUUUUCACAAUGCAGUUCAAUUAUAUAUUCACUUUCCAAAGUUUUUCUCUUUAUUUUCCAGCCUAAACUGAACACAGCUACUUGCUUGAUUUAGUUGUCAGACUAAUGUCCCUUUCCACAUUCUGUCCCUUCCCGGGUCUGGAAUCUGUGCAGCUCCUGCACUGCCUGUGACAGUCCCACUGUCUGUGUGGGACCUGAGCACACAGUUAGGAAGUGAGAUGUGGAGUAAGACAAUUUCUUAUUCAUAAUGAAGAUUCAAACAUUUACAUGAUCAAAGUGUAAACGGUCUUGGUUUCUCUCCCUUCUGAUGAAGUUAAAAAGGAAGCCUUCCAUAAAGAAAAUGUUAACUGUGGGUUUUUAUAAAAGCAUUUCACAGACCAUGCAGGGCAGUAGUUCAGCAAGUCUUGUUUCUGUCAUUAAAAAGAUGAAGUAGAAUUUUUCACCUUUUGUUUUGCUCACUGCAGCAAAGACUUGUGUAUAUUUAAUCAGAUAAUAAGACAUCAAUCAAAAUAAUGUGAACUUCAUGCAUGCUUAAAGUGAACCACAGGUCUGAGGAAAGUUUGGAAAGUUUGCUAUGGAAAAUGCUGAGAAUGUUCUCUUUCUUGGUGUAUUGUUUAUUGAGCAUUUGUAAGCUUUUAUUUCAAAUACAGGAAUAAACCUGUAGCAUUUCAAAACCUUAUUUCUGCAAUUUUCAGCAGGAAAAAUUUUUAAAUUAAUGUCAGGAAUUUCUGUGACAGACUUGGUGUCUGGACAAUUGGUGCUGUUUGAACAUUUGCUUUCCACUUUAAAGGAAACCUCUUUAAAGGUGAAUGGAAACCUGAAAGUCUGUUAAAGUCACUGUACUGCAGGAACAGUUUUAAAGUUUAGGAAGUCAAUUGGGGCAUUAAUCAAGAUGGAAUCUACUUAAAAAUUCAACUGUGAAUUCAGAAAAA
Molecule: messenger RNA, 9307 nt
Organism: Oenanthe melanoleuca
Lineage: Eukaryota; Metazoa; Chordata; Aves; Passeriformes; Muscicapidae
Gene: NR2C2
Product: nuclear receptor subfamily 2 group C member 2
Biological process (GO): cell differentiation; anatomical structure development; positive regulation of embryonic development
Molecular function (GO): zinc ion binding; RNA polymerase II cis-regulatory region sequence-specific DNA binding; nuclear receptor activity
Source: RefSeq, a predicted model, not a curated record